UCCCUGUUCCUGCACUAGUCUCCAUCUCCCAGCAGAAGGCGCAGCCAUGAAUCCGUUAUUCGGCCCCAAUCUCUUCCUCCUCCAGCAGGAGCAGCAGGGCCUGGCCGGGCCGCUGGGGGACCCCCUGGGAGGUGACCACUUGGCCGGAGGCGGGGACUUGCCUCCGGCGCCGCUAGCCCCGGCCGGCCCGGCUCCCUAUUCGCCCCCCGGGCCGGGCCCGGCGCCCCCCGCCGCCAUGGCGCUCCGCAACGACUUGGGCUCCAACAUCAACGUGCUCAAGACCCUGAACCUCCGCUUCCGCUGCUUCCUGGCCAAGGUGCACGAGUUGGAGCGCCGCAACCGGCUGCUGGAGAAGCAGCUGCAGCAGGCGCUGGAGGAGGGUAAGCAGGGCCGGCGGGGCCUGGCUCGCCGCGACCAGGCCGUGCAGACCGGUUUCAUCAGCCCCGUCCGGCCCCUGGGGCUGCCCCUGGGCUCCCGGCCGGCCGCAGUCUGCACCCCGUCGGCGCGGGUGCUGGGGUCGCCCGCGCGCUCCCCGGCCGGCCCCCUCGCGCCCUCCGCGGCCUGCCACCCAGCGCCCUCCACCUCCGCCUCCACCGCCUACUCCUCGUCGGCCCGCUUCAUGCCCGGCACCAUCUGGUCCUUCUCUCACGCCCGCCGGCUCGGGCCGGGACUGGAGCCCACGCUGGUGCAAGGGCCUGGCCUGUCGUGGGUGCACCCCGACGGGGUGGGCGUCCAGAUCGACACCAUCACCCCCGAGAUCCGCGCCCUCUACAACGUGCUGGCCAAAGUGAAGCGGGAGCGGGACGAGUACAAGCGGAGGUGGGAAGAGGAGUACGCGGUGCGGCUACAGCUGCAGGAGCGCGUGGACGAGCUCCAGGAGGAAGCCCAGGAGGCCGACGCCUGCCAGGAGGAGCUGGCCAUGAAGGUGGAGCAGCUGAAGGCCGAGCUGGUGGUCUUCAAGGGGCUCAUGAGCAACAACCUGUCAGAGCUGGACACAAAGAUCCAGGAGAAGGCCAUGAAGGUGGACAUGGACAUCUGCCGCCGCAUCGACAUCACCGCCAAGCUCUGCGAUGUGGCUCAGCAGCGGAACUGCGAGGACAUGAUCAAGAUGUUCCAGAAGAAGCUGUCUCUGCACUUGUCUCCCAUUAAGGUCCCGUCCAUGGGGGGGCGGAAGCGGGAGCGCAAGGCUGCCGUCGAGGAGGACACCUCCCUGUCAGAGAGUGACGGGCCCCGCCACCCCGACGGGGAUGAGGAGGAGAGCGCGGCCCUGAGCAUCAACGAGGAGAUGCAGCGCAUGCUGAACCAGCUGAGGGAGUAUGAUUUUGAGGACGACUGUGACAGCCUGACUUGGGAGGAGACGGAGGAGACCCUGCUGCUGUGGGAGGAUUUCUCAGGCUAUGCCCUGGCCGCCGCAGAGGCCCCGGGAGAGCAGCCGGAAGACAGUUUGGAGAAGGUGAUUAAAGACACCGAGUCCCUGUUCAAAACCCGGGAGAAAGAAUAUCAGGAAACCAUUGACCAGAUAGAGCUGGAGUUGGCCACGGCCAAGAACGACAUGAACCGGCACCUGCACGAGUACAUGGAGAUGUGCAGCAUGAAGCGGGGCCUGGACGUGCAGAUGGAGACCUGCCGCCGGCUCAUCACCCAGUCUGGGGACCGAAAGUCUCCUGCUUUCACUGCGGUCCCGCUUAGCGACCCGCCGCCACCGCCAAGCGAGGCUGAGGACUCCGAUCGCGAUGUCUCAUCUGACAGCUCCAUGAGAUAGGGACCUCGCACAGCGGGGCCCUGCUGGGACUCACCGAGCCUGGCCCCUGGGACCGGGCGCUCCCCCUGGCUUCCUCCCCUGGUCCUCGGCCUCUCUCGGGUCCUGGGGUGCCUGGAGCGAGGCUCAGCCCGCCCUUCCCGGGUGACUCCCUGCACAGCUGGCUGUCCUCCUUCAUGCGUGGGUGUCCGCUACUUUCCCAUCUUUAAAAUGCUGCCAGAGUGCUCGCGACCCUCACCCCGUCCUCUGAGUAAGGAGUGUGAUUGUCGGCUCUUCCUUCCACCCCGGUGGCCUUGAGCCAGCUGACAGUCCUGAUUCUGUUCUGGUGCUCACUGGCCCAGGUGCUGGUAACGGCCUGAGCAGCGGGAGAGGGCGUCCCUCUGUGUCGCAGGGGCAUGGAACAGGACUGGGCGGCUCUCUGCCCAUGGACAGUGGAGUGACGCGGCCAUGACCCUUCCCUCGUGGAAGUGCCAUGCGUCUAGGCAGUCUCUGGGGCCGAUGGGGUGCAGUAGCAUGAGGGGACAGGAGCUCCUGCAGUCUCCCAGUCACUGCCGAGGGACGGAGAAAGGUGCGCGCGAGCGUGUGUGGGCGCAUGUGCGCUCCUGUUCUCGGGGGUCUCAGUUUCUUCAAGCAUCAACCGAAGAUGCACCUCCUCCUCCUCCUCCUCGUCUGACACACGCCGAGUGAGAAGGUGGCCCAGACUCAGAAAAGCUUGGAGAAACUGGGGAGACGUGACUGAGGGUACCUCGGCCUUGCUGGCUGAGGCAGGCUGUGCUGAACUGAUGUUUGAAUGGAAUCUAAUCCUAAUGAAACUGGCGAGUAUUUAUUGAA
Messenger RNA from Phacochoerus africanus (Common warthog), 2590 nucleotides. RefSeq names its product intermediate filament family orphan 1 (gene IFFO1). The transcript is spliced from 10 exons. The record is from RefSeq and is a predicted model, not a curated record. Lineage: Eukaryota; Metazoa; Chordata; Mammalia; Artiodactyla; Suidae. Bases 47 to 1762 code for a protein of 571 amino acids.